Molecule: messenger RNA, 2073 nt
Organism: Saccharomycodes ludwigii
Lineage: Eukaryota; Fungi; Ascomycota; Saccharomycetes; Saccharomycodales; Saccharomycodaceae
Gene: DPB2
Product: DNA polymerase epsilon noncatalytic subunit
Exons: 1
Coding region: 1-2073 (690 amino acids)
Biological process (GO): error-prone translesion synthesis; DNA-templated DNA replication
Cellular component (GO): epsilon DNA polymerase complex
Molecular function (GO): DNA binding
Source: RefSeq, a predicted model, not a curated record
AUGUCAACUGUAUUACCAGUAGAUAUCCCACCAAGCAUUUUAAGACCAAUCGCAUACCGUAUCCUUUCUAAAAAGUACGGCCUGAAUAUCAAAUCAGAUGGCUUAAAGGAAUUAACCAAAUAUAUAGGGAAAUGCUUUGGUAUUGGCUGGAAAAAAGAUCCCAAAUUAAUGGCAUUUUUAGAAUCAUUCGCCCUUUUCUGGAAAGAACAAGAUCGUGGCUUAUUUAUAACUAGUGAAGGAGUUAUUCAAACACUUAAAGAAUUGAAAGAACGAGAACAAUUGAGAAAUGCUAAUACCACUGCCAGUGCCACUACAAACAGAGAGAAGGAUACACUGUCAGGUAAAAAAAAUUCCAUUGUCAAAUUAGAUAGUUUUUUAACAAAAAAAAAAGCUGCUAUAAUGAACAACACAUACUCAGAUACUACUGAUUCAGAUAUCGAAUUAGAAGAAACUGAUAACGAACCUAAUCUCACUAAUCAUAUUAAUAACAAUCCGGAGAAUAUCAACUUUGUAGACUCUAUUCAAUGGGAAGAUUAUUUUAAAAUCGUAACUUGUUUCAAUCAACAAAAUUUCCAAUACAAUUCAAUUAAAAAAAAUUAUGUUUUAAAGAUAAAUGGUUCAGGCCUAAACAAUAAUAGAAUUCCUUCCAAAAUUAUACCCACUUUCCAAAACACAAGAUAUUUACUAAUUAAAGACAGACUACUAAGAAGGGAAGAAUUUAACAAUGAAGACCAAGAAUUUUUUAAUCCUCUAUCCUCAUUAAGACAUUUACAAAACGAUUUGGAAAAUAAUGCAUUAAUGAGUACCGGCAAUAUACAAAUUACACAAAUUAAAAAUUUAUUGGGUAGAAACGGAGAAAAUUUCCUACUAUUGGGGUUGCUGAGAAUCAGUGAAAGAGGUUCCUGGUGUUUGGAGGACCCUAGUGGUUCUGUCUGUAUAGAUUUAUCCCAAACUAUCCCCUUGAGUGAUACUUAUUUUUUCCAAGGCUGUAUUGUGUUGGCCGAGGGUAUAUAUUAUUCCGUGGGUGAUAAAUUUUAUUUAACUUCUAUCUGUUCGCCAGAGGCUGAACUUAGAGAAAAAACCUUGGAUAGCAUAGGUCAAUUAGACCUAUUAGGAGUACAUAGCAUGUCCACUGAAACCUAUUAUAGUAGAUUUGAUAACGAAUUAAGAGCUAAAUUAUUAACUUUAGAAUCUAGUUUAGUCAACAAUAGAAUAUUUGUUUUAGGUGGGAAUUUAUAUUUGGACGAUUUACUCACUUUUGAAGCAUUAAAAAAAGUUUUCAAGAAGAUAGAUAUGGAUCCACCAACGCUGUUAAUUCUACAAGGCUCAUUCACUUCUGUUCCAAUUCAUCCUUCAUUAACUAGUUCCAGUUCAAGUUUAUCAAAGGAAUAUCAAAAUGGGUUUGAAUACUUGGCAAUAUUAUUAUCUGAAUUUGAAAAUUUAAUUAAUUACACACAUUUUAUAUUUGUACCCGGUUGUAAUGAUCCAUGGAGUAGCAUGUCUUCUUUGGGUACAACAUCAAAUUCAUUACCGCAAGCCAAUAUACCCAAGUUUUUUACAACACAUAUUCAAAGAAUGGUUAAACACUGUGAUUUUGUUACCAAUCCCGCCCGUAUUGCAUACCUGUCCUCAGAAAUUGUAAUUUUUAGAGAUGAUAUUAACUCAAGAAUGAAAAGAUACAAUAUUACAUUCCAAAAUAGAAAAUCGAUCACUAAUAAUGAAGAUAACGAUCUCGAAUUAGAAAUUAAUAGGCUUGUUCCAAAUGAUAAUCAAGUUCCAAUUAAGAUUAGGGAAGCAAGAAAAAUCGUAAAAACAGUGCUGGAUCAAUCCCAUUUAUCACCCUUUAUGACUAGUCUUAGACCUAUAAACUGGGAACUGGAUCAUACUCUGCAACUAAAUCCACUUCCAACAAUCCUUCUUUUAACAGAUACAACAGCCCCUACAUUUGAAGUUACGUACAAUAAGUGCAAAACCAUUAACACUGGUACUUUCAUUACACAAAGAAGGAAGGCGAAUUACAUAGAUUUGAACCUAAGUUCCAAAAAUUGUACUUUUGAAGAAAUUAAUUUCUAA